This is a messenger RNA of Hermetia illucens (black soldier fly), 1772 nucleotides long. RefSeq names its product cytochrome P450 4d2-like. Lineage: Eukaryota; Metazoa; Arthropoda; Insecta; Diptera; Stratiomyidae. The record is from RefSeq and is a predicted model, not a curated record. The transcript is spliced from 7 exons. Gene Ontology annotation, molecular function: monooxygenase activity; heme binding; iron ion binding. Bases 188 to 1705 code for a protein of 505 amino acids.
UGUCUUCAUAAAUUAUUUCAGCCACAGAUACCACGAUUCCAACACCAGUACUGAAAGGUGCCUCACGGAGAAUACUACGUUCCGAAUAGAAAUUAUUUAUAAAGUGAAUAUUUUCAAGGUGUAUCUUAAGUAGUUUCAAUAACUUUUAUUUUAGUGAUCAGAUCAAGAUACAAUCCCCAUCUUGAAGAUGCUGCUGACUAUAGCGGUAGUGGUGGUGUCUCUGCUAGUUUUCUUGGACUGGCUGAGCAAGAAAAGGCGUAACGAUGCGUCUGCUGAAAUACCUGGUCCAGCAAUCCUCCCUAUCUUCGGAAAUUACUUUAUGUUCACAAUGUUUAAUACGAAAGAUGUUAUGAAAGUCAUGAAGCACCAUGACAUACUGUAUAAUGGCUUCUCCCGUACCUGGUUUUUCAACAGACUAUCCGUCCUGAUGUCCCGGCCGAAGGACCUCGAAAUUGUUCUCAGUAGUACCAGGCACAUCAAAAAGGGUAUGCUGUAUGAUAUUCUUGGUUUGUGGUUGGGCCAAGGACUCCUAACAAGCACAGGAUCAAAAUGGCACUCAAGACGCAAAGUUAUCACUCCAGCAUUUCACUUCAAAAUUCUAGAACAAUUUGUGGAUAUCUUCGACCAACAGAGUACGAUUCUUGUAAAACAAUUGAAAAAGCAUUCUAUCGAAGAAAAACCUUUCAACGUGUAUCCUUACAUUACAUUAGCUGCUUUGGAUGUUGUUUGUGAAACUGCCAUGGGUGUGAAAGUUAACGCUCAAACCGAUCCAGGUUGCGAAUAUGUGCGAGCAGUUUCUGACAUAACAGAAAUAAUUAUGCAUCGCCUGGCGAACAAUUUUAUUCAAAACGAUCUACUGUUCGCUAUUUUUGCAUCUAAAGAAAAAAGGAGACAGGAUGAGGCCCUAAAAAUACUCCACCGUUUUACAGAAAGAGUCAUUGAACGACGACGUGUUUCGUUAGAAAAGGAGUUAGCCGAAAAGCAAUCAAUAGAUGACCCUGCCGACGACAUUGGAUCAAAGAAGAAAGUGCCCUUGCUAGAUAUUCUCCUCCAAUCAACUAUCAAUGGACAACCCCUUACAAAUGCCGACAUUCGAGAAGAAGUUGAUACCUUCAUGUUUGAAGGCCACGACACAACCACAUCUGGUAUUUGUUACGUCCUUUAUCUUCUAUCACGACAUCCCGACGUCCAGAAGAAAUUAUUCCAAGAAAUUCGUGGAGUAAUUGGCAAUGAUAAAGAAAUACCAAUGACUUUCAAAGAUUUACAGGAAUUAAAGUAUAUGGAGUGUGUUAUUAAGGAAUCCUUAAGGAUGUAUCCCCCAGUGCCAAUUAUUUUGAGGGAAUUCACAGAAGAUACCAAUAUAAAUGGUUACGUGGUCCCAGAAGGAACUCAGCUGACUAUACCGAUUUACUUAAUGAUGAAAAACCCAGACAUUUUCGCUGAUCCUGAAACAUUCAAUCCAGACCGACACACACUAGAAAAUUCGACGGAAAAGGUCAAUCCUUACGCGUAUAUCCCAUUUAGUGCUGGCCCCCGAAAUUGUAUUGGUCAGAAAUUUGCUAUGCUGGAGAUGAAAAGUGCGAUAACUAAGGUAUUGAGACACUAUGAACUAUUGCCUUUGGGCGAGGCUCCUGAUCCAGUGAUUAAUCUUGUAAUGAGAUCAACAAAUGGUGUUAAUAUAGGGAUCAGGCAAAGAGUGUAUUAACUCUUCAAUUUAAAGUCCUUUUCUGUGUUAGUAAUUUUGUCAAUAAAGUUCUAGGAAAGUAGUCAAA